AUGACUCAUUCCGCAGACCCUCUCUCUUUACCCCCACCCUUUGUCGUUAUCGAGGGCAUCGACAAUGUCCGCACCAUAGGCACCUUUGCUCGAUCUCCCAGUGUCAACAUCAAGCCAGCUCUCAUCUAUCGUGGCGGUGACCCCAUGAAAAUAACAGAGAGAGGGAAAAAUCAGCUUCGCGAACUCGGAAUCACAACCGUCAUUGACCUGCGCUCAGACCGUGACCCUGACCUUGUUCUUGGCAUCAAGGACGUCCAAUGGGUCUCGGUUCCUCAGGAGGAGAAAAGCGCUGAAGAUCCUUUGAAGACUACGGAGAAGCUCAGAGGCUAUGAAACGGACCCGUUGCAAGCAUUCGUCGCCGCAUACACCGGUGUACUGAAAGGAGCGGGACCUGUCUUCGAGCUUUUCUUCGCACAUCUCAGAGACAAACCCACCGAACCAGUUCUAGUCCAAUGCUCGGCCGGAAAGAACAGGACUGGGAUAGCAAUUGCUCUGCUUUUGAUGAUCCUAGGUGUUAACGAUGAAGACAUCAUUGACGAUUACGCUCUCUCGAGUAUUGGACUACAGGCUGCGCUGCCGAUGUUGGUAGCAAAGUUCCAAAAUCGUAGCCAGGCGUAUCGCGAAAAUCAUAAAGGGUUGAUGAACUUCCUGAGUGCAAAGGCUGAGACGAUGAGGGCAACACUGGCUGUGGUGCGCGAACAAUUCGGUGGAGCAGAGAACUAUUUGACGACGCAUACAUCUUUGGGAAUCACCGACAUUGAAAACAUUCGCCGGAACUUACUUACGAGCUGA
This is a messenger RNA of Serpula lacrymans var. lacrymans S7.9, 792 nucleotides long. RefSeq lists its product as uncharacterized. The coding region runs from base 1 to 792 and encodes 263 amino acids. Lineage: Eukaryota; Fungi; Basidiomycota; Agaricomycetes; Boletales; Serpulaceae. Gene Ontology annotation, molecular function: phosphoprotein phosphatase activity. The transcript has 6 exons. The record is from RefSeq and is a predicted model, not a curated record. Gene Ontology annotation, biological process: dephosphorylation.